AGCCAGAGCAGUUCUGCUGUGGGGAACGAGGCAGGAGCUCUCGUGGGGACCAGCAUGGGAGAAUUCUGAUCGAAACCACAGAAAGAUGAGGUGCCGUGGCUGAGUCAUUAACUCAAGUAUCCAGCAGUAUGGAAGGUUUUGAAGCCUCUGGAGAGGAGGGAAAGAAGAAAUCUAAGUUUAAAGCCUUUAAGAACUUUUUUAGCAAGAAGAAGAAGAAAGAACCAGAAGAAGUCCCAGAAGUGGCAGUACUAAAGCCCAGUUUUUCCAGCAGCAGUGUUAGUGGGUCUUCUCUGCAGCCAGCUCUGGAAGAGCAAGUGAUGGAGUCCAAGCCCAAGAGCGGCAUGGGAGUCAAGUCCAUAUCCCAUGACAGUGUCUUCUGUUUGGAUCCUGAGCCUGAAAAAGCAGCAGGCAAGCUACCCUCUUCUCCAGCGCCCCACAGAAGCAAAUCACUAAAGAUCAAAUCUCAGCGCUCACAGAGACUUGGCAUCAGCCCACUCAUCCAAUCUGAGAAAGUCUGUGAGGAAUUGGAAAAGUUCUUUGCCAGUGACAGGACAACUACUACCUUCAGAAGGAGUUCUUCACGGUGUUCAUCAACACCAAGGAUGAGCUCUGAACUGUCCUUGGAUCCAGAGACUUCUGAAAGCAGCACUCAGCAAUUCUCGGGUUUCAGCACCCCAGCCACCUCACAGGGCUGCUUGGAUUCUUCAGCUGCUAAAUCCAAGAUAGCUUUAAACCCCCGGAAGCAGAAGAAAAGGAAGUCAACCUCCACACCUGUGAAAGUAAAGCAGGAGGAGCAACUCCAAUCAGUGCCAGCCAAAGAGAAGACUACAACCAAGACAAAAGAAGCUGAGCAAGGGGAGCAGAAAGUGGACAGUACAGAACUAUCAAGCCAGGAGCAAAGCUCCAAAACCGAGACUCAGGAUACAACAGUAGAUAAGACUCCAAGUACUGAUCCUGCUUUACGACUCAAUCCAAGAAGACGUAGAAGAAGGGCCAAAAAUGAGUGGGAGAUCCUAGAAAGAGGCCUUCUAAAGUCCACUCAACGGUACAGCCUGAACACUAAAGCUGAGUCUUCAGCUAAUAAAGAGAUAGCUGGCAGGGAGCACUCUUUCUUGAAGCUGUUCCUGGAGAAGAAAGACACAGGGCAGCCCACAACUACAGAAGCAGAAGUUACUAGUGUUCAGGAGAUGCCAUCAGAGAAAGAGGAUGUGGAGAGGGAAUUGGCCGACAUAGAUGUUGAAGCUGAAAAAGCACCAGCACCACAACCUACAUCUACAGAUGUGGCAGAGUCCAUGAUUAGUGGUCCAUCACCGCACUGUGAAGACAAGAAGAAGAAGGAUAAAGUUGGUGUGUUGCCAUGUAUCAAAAAAUCUACAAGCCAAAAAGAGGUCACUGACUUGAGGAAAGAAGAGGUCCAAGUGCAUGUGCAUCCUUCUCAAGUCUGUGGAGAAGGAGAGGAAGCAUCAUGUCCUGAUUUGCAAAGGGUUCAACCCCAAAUGAAGGUAUCAUUGGAGAGCACAACUUACCACAAAGAGAAGCAUCCAAGAAGUGGUCUCCUGGCCCCUUCUACAAGUGUUUCAAGUGCUACUGCAGAAGAUGAUGUUUCUCCGAAGAUGAAUCUGCCUCUCUCUCUCAGAAGGCGGCCAAAUACAGGGGAAACCUCCUCAGAUUCGAAGAGUACCUCAGAGUAUGAAAGUAGUUCUGAAAUGCAACUGAGUCCUGCACAUUCUUUCAAACCUACAAGGAAGCCUAAAGAUGAUGCUGGUGCUGGAACUGCUGAUGAUGAAGAAGAUGGAGAUGAUGAUAAAGAAGAAGAGAAAGACAACGAUGAUGAUGAAGAAGAAAAUGUCUUCCUCAAAUCAGAAAAUGUAGACGUAGAACUGAGCAAGAUGGAGAAGCAGCAGCCUCUCAGAUAUUCUUCUAAGUUACUAGGAAAACCCAAAGCUAGAGAGACCUCUGCAAAACUAGAGAGUUCUUCAGAAGAUGAGAGAAGUUGUGAGGAAAUGACAUCUGCCCAUUCUUCCCAGUCCUUGGAAGAGUUUGAAGAAUGCUCAGAAUCAAGAGGUUUCAUCAGAGGUUCCAUCUCUGAAGAGCGGACAGCAACCAAGUGCCAUUCCCAGGCCUUGCAGGAGUUGGAGGAAAAGGAAGUCUCCACAGAAUCAAGUAGUUACAUUGAGAAGUACAAGAGUUCUGAGGAUCUGAGCAGCUCAGAGAAAGAGCAGCAAGUGCCCCCAGUUUCAAAGAGUUCUCUAAAACAGUGGAGUGAUCCUACCAAGCCAGUGCACCCCAUACACACUGCUCAGCAACAACCUCCCAUCAUGGUGAACAUUUCUGGAGGACCAAAGAAAUCUGGAGAGCCACUGUCUCCCACCCACUCUGUCAAGUCAUGGCUAAGAUCUCAGUCUGAGUAUCAAGUUCUUGAAGAGCCAGAAGGCGUUGCUGCUGACUGGGACAUUUUUAUGCAGCCCCCACCCAGGCCAAGACUUGAGCAAGAAGUUUCUGCAGGUCCAGAACUUACUGUUUUUGAAAAGAGUAUUGCUGCACAGCCUUCUGGAUAUCCUCCUCAGCCUUCAGUGAGACCAAGCAUCAAGAAAGAAAUAUCGUUGGCUGCAGAAAGUGCUCCCUUAGAGUCCCCACCUCCUCAGCAUCAUUUUCAGCCACUAUUGAAGCCCUUCGUAAAGCAACAGGUAUCUGCUUUUGAAAAAGUUAUUUCUAUGGAUCCAAAGCUUCCAACACAGAUCCAGCCAUGGAUGAAGCCUCAAGGAAAGCAAGUAUUUUCUUCCACUCCAGAGAGCACAGCAUUUGAAGGGAGCACUUCUGUGGACCAUAUGACUCUGACCCUUUCCCAGCCUAUGCUACAGCCUUAUCAAGAAGUGCCUUUAGAAUCAGAGACUGUUGCUGCUAAAAUGAUUUCCAUGGGCCAAUUGCACUCCAAAUAUUCUGUUCACCCCUUACCAAGUCAUCAAAGCCAACCAGUCCCAGAAAGCACCUCAGCAGAAGGAGAGGAGCUGCUGCCUUCUCAGCCUUCAGUGACACCCAAACUCCAGCCACUGAUGACCCAAGGCAGUAUUCCUUCUGCAUGGACCAUUCCUAUUUAUUCCCCAGCUCCCAGAACGGCUUCUAAGCCCUUGAUGGGAUCAGCCAUCGCUUCAGAGUCAAAACCUUCUAGGUACUCUUUGCAGCCAUGGCAAAGCACGCCAUUUAAACAAGUGUCUGUACCCCCAGAUCAUGAUCCUGCUGCUGCUGCCGCUUCAUGGAGCCCUCCACCAACUUCCAGAAUACCUUCUCAGCCCUUGAUGAGAUUAGCUGUCAAGCAACCAACCUCUACAGAGUUAGCGAGUGUUUCUGUGUCACAGAGCAGCUCUCUGGAGCGACUGUCUUCCAGAUUCCCCUUCCAGCCAAGAGCAGAUCCAGAGCACUAUGGAGCAGAGGAAGGAGUUGCUACAUUGAGGAGAUCUAGAAGGCAGCAUUCUCAGUCCCCAUUGGGCUCAGAAUUCGAGGAAGACAUUUCCUCAGGUUCUCGGAGAGCUUUUAAAGAACGGAGCAUUUCUGUGGGAAAAAUGCCUCCCAAAUAUGCUCUUCAGCCACGGUUGUGCCCCAAAUUUGAGCAGCAAUCCAAAGAGGGGGAUGUUUUGAGGGAGGCCUGGCUUUCAGGACAUCCUUCCCAAACCAUUAGCAAACAUAAAGUCGAGAAAACACCCUCAAGCUCUGAGAGUACCUCUAUGGAGGGAGGCAUUCAUUGGAGGUCACUGCCUCCCAAAUGUCCCAGCCCAUUCUUAAACAGAUCUAAAGUUCAGGAAAUAUCUUCACGUCUAGAGAGUGCUAUUGCUCAAGAGAACUCCAAGAAACCACAGAGAGGCAGGAAACCACAGAGAGGCAGGCCACCUUCCAAGUCCUUUGUGAACUUCAUGGCACAGCAAGUAUUUUCAGAGAGUGCCCCUAGUGAAGCGGUCCUUCAUCCAAAGCCUGUUGCUCGGGGCCGAAGGCGUCCUUCCAGGUCCCUGUUGAAGCCUAAACUUGACGAUUAUGCUUUCUUAUAUAAUUGGGAUGAUGAACCCAAGGAAGACACCACAUUGCAGAAUCUGCCCAUGAAGCAGCCUUUUCAGUUAUCCAGAAAGCCGGAAGAGCCCCAAGAAGUUCUGCCAUUUUCCGAGGGUGCCCCUGUGAAGUGGAACACUUCUGCCAGGGAUAUCUCUCAGGCCCUGGGGAAGCUCUCAGUUUCUGUUAGUCUUCCGGAUGAGUGGGAGAGUUCUGAAGGACAGCUGCCUUCCACGCAGCCCUCUCAAGCCUUUGAUAUAGCUGAGUUGCAGUCACCGGUUUUACCAGUGGACUCAGCAAAUGUUCCUAUGGAGUGGAGAAUUUCUCAGGGCCAUCAGCCUCCUCAGUCUUUCUUUGUUGACUAUCAGCAACAAGUUUCUGUAGACUCUGCCAGUGCUGCUGCUGAAGGAGCCAGCUGCUGGCCCAUGCUGAAAGACCCAGCUUCAACAACAAAUGUCAAAUACAGUCAAGGCUACAGGGAUUUCACUAAAAGCACCCCAACUUCUGUUAUCAAACCUGCCACAUUCGCUUCUGCUCCUGCCCAGAAACCAAUGGUUUCCAUGGGCACUUAUUUUAAGGAUGAGGUUCCCAAGUGUUGUGAUGAAACUGGAAGUUCUCCACUCCUAUCCACCAGCAAGGCUGAUGUCGAAAAUGUUUUUGGAGUGCGGUUGCGAAGAACCUCACAGAAGAUUGGAAUACAGAAUCCGGAUCCUUGCAAGCCAUUUGUCCUCAUUCCAGCAGCAGCAAGAAAAGAACAGGCAAACAAAGGAGAUCUCCAGGGCUCAGUUGGAGGCCCAAAGCAGUCCAGACCAGCAUUUAGCUUUGAGAAGAAGCAAGGGAACUGGCCCAGAUAUGAAGGCACUUUGAAGAAGUCAGAAGUUUUCAGGCCUCCAGGAGAGACCUCUAUUUUGAAGGCAAAUUCCCCUGUGGAGCCAGCUUGGAUCACCACGUUAAAACAGCGGCAAAGGGGCUUUGUAUCCCAAUUUCUUAAAAAACACAGGACCAGAUCUGAAAUUGGUGUGGUGACCAAGGAUUCUAGAUAUGAGGAAUCUAAACCCAUAACUGAUAUCCCACCAAAGAAGACUUUUCUUUCCAGUUUCCCCAGAUGUGCGGUGCCACAUUUAAGGCACUUUCCAAAAUCAGUUGCAUUUUAUGAUCAGAAGAUGCUUCACCCACGUACCAGGGAAAGACUAACCAGACGAUCUUCGAGUCUUCCACCCACACUUCCACAUCGUGAGGAGCCUGAGUGGUUCUCAGUGGCCAAGAAGAAAGCCCAAGCAUGGAGCCAAAUAGCAAAUAUCAUGCAAUAAAUAGCUCCUAGAUGGAGCAUCAGCAUUUUCAGUAAUAAUUGCCUGUAACUAUGGUAAUUCCAUAUAAUAUUUUUUGCCAGGGCUAGUUUUUAUUAGGGAAAAUAACUUUAGAAAUAGGAAUUAACAUUUUUAAUUAUUCGAAUGAAAUAAAUGCUAUUAACAUCUAACCCUCAGUAACUGACUACCAACAUCCCCGAACCCAGCAUGUUCUCCAGAAAAGCUGUUACAGAAUUGUAAAAUCAUUAACUUUAGACAUUGUGCCUUUAAAGAAAGGAAACAAUCGUAUUUUGCUUCAGCAACUUAAAGGUUGCCAUUUCUUUCAAUCAAUUAAUUUCAGUGGAAAGAUUCAGGUGAUUUCUUGAUGUACUUUCUGGAUGUACUUUCAACCAGGCAGGUGGCAAGUUCAGUAGUUAGACUGUGUGUUUGCUGCCUCUGGAGAGUGACUUUCCUCUCUGGCUCCAGGCUUAGGGCAGAGAACUCUAUGUAACUCAGAGUCUUAGUUAAUUUUUCUAUUGCUGUAAUAAACUCUCUGAUAAAAUCAACUUAAUGGAGAAAGAGCUUAUUUUGGAAGAAUUCUAAUGUAUAGUCCAUCACUGCAGGGAAUUCCUGGCAGCCAGAACUUGAUGAAGUUAGUUACAUUGUUUUUCCAGGCAAGAAAUGGAAACUUUCUCCCUUUAACAUACACAGCCCAGGAUCCAAGCCUAAUGAAUAGUGUCACCUAUGGUGGGUGGGUUUUCCCCACCUUAAUUAACCUUUUCAUUUUUAAAUUCUCCACAUUUAUCCUAUCUCUCAGUCUAGCAAACAUUAUAAGAAAGCCACCUUUAGAUGCCUUAACAGCAAACCUAGGAUCAUUUUCCUAGAUACAAAGGACAUCUACUUCUGUCACUUGGUGUUUGCUUUGCUUAAACAGAAAUACAGCCUUGAACACCUAUGUUGGAUGCUUCUACAUUCAAAACCAUGUCUAGAGAGGCAAUGAGAUUCUAUAGCUAGCUUAAAUAACUGGCGCUGGUUUUUUGCUGAUGAUGGUAUAAUGAGACACUGUACAACAACAUGCUGGAUUUUUCAUUUAGUCUAUAAAACACCUCUUUAUUUUGAUCCUCUAGAUUUACCCUUUUGAUAGUGUUAAGGUUUUGAAUGACUGGAUUUCAUUCCAUAUAUGUUACCAUAGUGAAUAAUUUGUUUAAAUCAAUGCCCUUAACAUAUGUAAUUCUAGUACACCAACUCUAACACUUCCCUUCCCCAUUUUUGCCUAUACCUUCAUUACAUCAUUCUCACUAUGAGAACUCCCCACUAAUAAUAUUUCUUCCAUUACUAAGAAAACUCAGUUUUUAAUCAUAAGGAUAAGUAUUUUUUUAAGGUUAAGUAUUUUUAAUGCUUAGAAAUAUAUUCUGAUAAGUUUCCUUUUUUCUUUUUAGCUUUCUUUGUUUUUGAUUAG
Mus caroli (Ryukyu mouse) is the source of this 6783-nucleotide messenger RNA. RefSeq names its product KIAA1210 ortholog. NCBI's taxonomy places the organism in Eukaryota, Metazoa, Chordata, Mammalia, Rodentia, Muridae. The record is from RefSeq and is a predicted model, not a curated record.